AUGUUUAUGAUGUUAAGAUGAUCAGUAAUGAGGAGCUGAACAGAGGAGAGCAAGUGGAGAUGGUGUUGUCUAUCUAUGAGAGUGCAGACACUGUUAGAGGCCAUGAGCCCAACACAGAGAUGGAGGACACCAGAACCAAGAGGAUCAUACAAACACAACAUUCAGGACCCAGAGGCUACAGACUGACUGCAGUGUGUCUGGGGCUGCUGUGUGUUCUCCUGCUGACUGCCAUCACAGUGCUGUGGUUCAAGUUCACCACAGAGAGAGACCAGUUACAGACCAGUAACACCAACCUGACUAUAGAGAGAGACCAGUUACAGAAAGAGAGAGAUGGAUUUCAGAAGAACCUUUCUGAACUGGGCUGGAGAUACUUCAGCUCCAGUAUUUACUACAUCUCUACUGAGAAGAAGAGCUGGAGUGAGAGCAGACAGUUCUGCAGAGAGAGAGGAGCAGACCUGCUGAUCAGCAGAGAAGAACAGGACUUUAUUAACAAGUUGAGAAGAGGUCAGACAGCUUGGAUUGGUGUGACUUACAGAGACACAGAGAGAAUCUGGAGAUGGGUGGACGACUCAGUAGUGACCACUAGAUUCCAGUGAGUGGUGCAUGUUCUCCCUGUGUCUACAUGGGUUUCCU
Messenger RNA from Colossoma macropomum (tambaqui), 633 nucleotides. Its product is annotated as CD209 antigen-like protein 2. The record is from RefSeq and is a predicted model, not a curated record. Lineage: Eukaryota; Metazoa; Chordata; Actinopteri; Characiformes; Serrasalmidae. The coding region runs from base 18 to 596 and encodes 192 amino acids. The transcript has 5 exons.